GACUGUGAGGCGGCUGGGGCGCAUUCUCCGGCCUUGAGCUCAGCGAGGUCGGUCGGAAUGUGGCUGAUAAGUAAGAGAUAACCCUGGGAAGGGCAGGGACAAGGAAAGGCAGGACUCGGCUUCCAGCCACUGGGGAUAAAUAGCGACUGACCCAGAGAGCAGCCAGAGAGAGAGGAAAGGAGAAGCAGCAUCGUCGGCUACAGCAGCAGGAGCAGGAGCAGGAGCAUCCCGAGGUCUGUCCUUUGCCCCCCAGCCCAUUCCUUCCUGAGCAUGGACUCCCAGAAAGCGCUGCCCAGCAUCUUCCUGCUUCUCCUUCUUCUGCAGCUCCAGGGAAGCUUCUCCCAUCCCCUGGACAGACCUCGCCAAGCCCGGGAGCUGACCGGGGUACAGGAACUGCUGUACCGACUAAGGGACAAGAUCUCAGCUUUGGAGGAAUUGGAGUCGGUGGAGCCUGGGCCACGGGAGCGAGAAGAGAUCCGGGGGGAAGUCUGGAAGAACAGACAGCCCCAACACCAAGCGGUACCAGAGGGCAGCCGUGGCUAUAGGGUUGCUGCCUUCCAGCCCCUGUAUGGUCUGCAAAGCCCUAAAGUGAUGCGGGAAUCAGGCUGCUUUGGCAGGAGGCUGGACAGAAUUGGUUCUCUCAGCAGCUUGGGGUGCAAUGUGUCAAGAAGGAAUUAAGAAGUCUCAGCUGCUUACUUCCCAACAUCCAGUUCUCCUUGAGGCUUUUCCACCCCCUCAAAGUGAAGCCUAUUUAUUUAUUUAUUUUUAUUUAUUUAUUUGGUUGUUUUGUAUAAGCUGGUUUCUUACUUUUUGAGCAUGGAGAAUUCAUGAUUAAAUAAAAUCAGACUGAUGUCUUUUUAUCUCAGAGCAUUUAAAAAAUCCAUCAUCUUCCCUCUAUAUGCCUAUAUUUUAUGAAGUACCUGUCAGAUGUUAGGUCCU
Molecule: messenger RNA, 939 nt
Organism: Dromiciops gliroides (monito del monte)
Lineage: Eukaryota; Metazoa; Chordata; Mammalia; Microbiotheria; Microbiotheriidae
Gene: NPPB
Product: natriuretic peptide B
Exons: 3
Coding region: 271-678 (135 amino acids)
Biological process (GO): cGMP biosynthetic process; receptor guanylyl cyclase signaling pathway; negative regulation of systemic arterial blood pressure
Cellular component (GO): extracellular region; nucleus; cytoplasm
Molecular function (GO): hormone receptor binding; hormone activity
Source: RefSeq, a predicted model, not a curated record